GACGCUCUCUCCGGCUGACCCCGCCCUCCCUUUGGAGAGCAACGGCCAUUCGCGAUUCGGGAGAGGAGGGAGAGAAAAACUGAGGCCUCUGAGCGGGACUACAUCCCCCAUAGUGCCAAGCGCGCAAGAGGAGCGGAAUGGGGUCCGCCCUCGGCCGCCUGCCCCCUCCCCGCCAGAGCGCCCGGAUAAAGGUUCCGUUCCGUGCGCAGUGCGGCUUGGUGGUGCGACGCUGCUGACAGGGGAGGGAGAGGCGGAGGAGGAGGCGGCAGCCACGGAGUCUGUGAGUGAGGCGGCGGCGGCAGCAGCAGCAGCAGCAGCAGCAGCAGCAGCAGCAGCAGCCUGGCAGCCCCCGAAUCGCCCCCCUGGUGGGCAGAGGAGGAAGAGGAAGAGGAGGCGGAGGAGUCUGGGACGGAGAUGUCAGGGGGCUCCUCGGCGCGAGGGGGCGGAGGGCUACACCGCGAGCUGUGCCGCGCCUUCGGCCACUGCAACCGGCACCUGGCGCGGCUGCAGCACAACCUGCGCGAGACCAAGAAGUUCUUCCGCGACGUCAAGUACUCCCAAGGGGCGGCCGUCUUCCCCGUCGCCUCUGCUGCUGCUGCUGCUGCUGCUGCUGGAGGCAAUGGCUGUGCCGGGCCCGCCUCGGAGGAGACGCCGCCUCUGCCGCCUUUGCCUCUGCCUUUGCCCCCCCCUCCUCCUCCUCCUCCGGACCCCGACAGCGCCCCUAGUGGCGGGGUUGCGCCACUGCAGGCCGAAUGUAACUCAGCAGCUGGCUUUUUAAAAAAAACACCUUUAUAUCCUCCCUUGUUUUCCCUUCCACUCCCACUUAUCCAAAAUGAAAAAUAAAAAUAAAUCCAUGUCAACCAAUCAUUGCCAAACUAACAUGUGAAGAAUGUUCUCCCAGAUCGCCAAAAUCUUAGGAUGGGUAGCAGUAGAAAGAAGAAAGAUGCAUCACUCUUCUGGGAUGGAUUUACCGCAAUACGAGCUCUUGUGGGCAGGAGACUAAAAUAUUUACCUUCUGAGCAAACACUUGAAAAGGGACUGUUGGUGUUAUAAUGCUAUGUUGUAUAUGCUGAUGCAUCUUACUGCACUCCAGCUUGCUUUCCCCCUAAACUGUUUCCCCAUGGAUCUAGUCUUAGUUGAGUGUUGUAGUAGUAGUAGUAGUAGUAGUAGUAAUAGGAUUUAUUUAUAUACCGCACAAUCACUGGGAAUCCGAGCAGUUUACAACAGACGGGAUAAUAGACGCUAAUAGUAAAUAGGAAACAGUAUUUGUUGAGAUUGAAGGGAGCCAAAAUUAUUUGAACUGUAUUGUACUGUGAAACUCAUCUGAAUGAAGCAGCAAAUAAACAUUUUGGAAGUUACAUAGAUGGAACUGAAUACAGCCAUGGUGUGGGUACACACUUGGUUGUUCAUUUUCAUCAAUAGCCUAAAUUUCAAAGGAUCUGAAAGUCUUGCCAAUUUAUUUGUUGGAAGGCAUUUUAUGAAAUGUCGAGCAUGUAAAUGGGUGGGAGUUACAAUGAUGGGUAGACUGUAAUUUUGUGUGCGCUUAGGCUGCGGUCUUGUGAUCCUAGGGAGGCAGGCACUUUUGGAUCUUCACUUCACAGGGUGGAGAGAGAAAACAGGUCCAGUUUCUGAGUGUGGAGAUCUGGCCAUGGAGAGCCACUCCCAGAUGCAGAAAUGUUGACAGCCCUUCACCUGCCUCUCAGUUUUGGGCCUUUAAUGUUGGUAGAGCCCCCCCCCCCCCCCAAAAAAAAAAAGAUGUACUGUGAACAUAUUAAAGGCAAUAGAGGGAAGUCUUUCCAUUUCCCUGACAGUCCCACAGAACUAUGGAAAAUAUAGGCCAGUUUGGUAGAAUGAGAGCUCGCGUUGCUCAUAACAGCUAGUAGUACAUUUCAUUGACAGCAGCACUUGUGGGUCUCUAAGUCCUUUUUAAAAGUACCACAUGACUUCCCUUCCCUUUCCUCCUUACUUAACUCUGAACUUGUGGGAUUUUUUGGAAGGUUAAUGGAGAUAAUCAUUAAAGUAUUAAAGCAAAUAAGUUUCUUCAGUGUUUUGUGUUGUAAUCAAGCCCUCUGGAAUAUCUUCAAAUAUACAAGGGAAAUAAUUGUUUUGAUGUGUUUUAGGUGGAUUUUUGUAGAACAGAAAGAAGAAACAUAUGGCACACCAGAUAUACCUAGGCUUUUAUUUUAUUGAUUCUUAUCUAGCCUGUUCCCCAGAUUAGACUCAAAGCGGCCAUUAUCUCUUACCAUUGGUUGUGCUAGCUAGGGAUGCAAGCAGCAGUUCAACAAC
Sceloporus undulatus (fence lizard) is the source of this 2286-nucleotide messenger RNA. RefSeq names its product dual serine/threonine and tyrosine protein kinase-like. NCBI's taxonomy places the organism in Eukaryota, Metazoa, Chordata, Lepidosauria, Squamata, Phrynosomatidae. The record is from RefSeq and is a predicted model, not a curated record. Bases 415 to 843 code for a protein of 142 amino acids. The transcript is spliced from 2 exons.